UCCAAGCUUUCGCCAUUUGGGGUAUAAACGCUUUCUUUCUAUUUCUCUCUCACACCAACACACACGCCCCUUUAUCUUCUCCCCAAUCUAAUUUUGGCAACGCCCCCUUCCCCCUUCAUCCCCACCCUCUCUCUCUCCCAAAGAACCAAACCCUCAGAACAACGCCUCCUAGAGAGAGAGAGCACACAACUCUUUUGGACUUUUAGUUUUAGAGAGAUAAAUUUUUUAAUGGUAUUCAAGUUUUUCUGCUAAAGUUGGUGCCUUUUCUGGGUUUUUGAGCAUUUGGGUUUUUUUAAUAUAUUUUUUGUUGGAGGGGUUAUUGAGAAUUUGGGAGAAAUAAUGGGAAGGGGGAAGAUUGAGAUCAAGAGGAUUGAGAAUGCAAAUAGCAGACAAGUCACAUUCUCAAAGAGACGUUCUGGGUUGCUCAAAAAAGCUCAGGAAUUGGCUAUUCUCUGUGAUGCUGAGGUUGCUGUUAUUAUCUUCUCCAAUACUGGAAGGCUUUUUGAGUUUUCCAAUGCUGGUAUGAUACGAACUCUUUCAAGAUACAACAAGUGUUUAGAUUCGUCAGAAGAUGCACCAGAAGAAGGCAAGGCAGAGAUUCAGAAGCAAGACUGCAAGGAGCUGGAUAAUCUAAAGGAUGAAUAUGCAAAGCUACAAAAGAAACAAUUAAGGCUGUUGGGUAAGGAGUUGACUGAUUUGAGCUUGAAAGAAUUGCAGCAUCUAGAACAGCAAUUAAAUGAAGGAUUAUUGACAGUGAAGGAGAGGAAGGAGCAAUUACUGACGGAACAACUAGAGCAAUCAAGAAUACAGGAACAGCGUGCUGUACUUGAGAAUGAAAUGUUGCGCAGACAGGUUGAGGAGCUUCGAUGUUUGUUUCCACAAACUGACCGUGCAGUCCAAUCGUACUUGGAAUAUUAUCCUGUGGAGAAAACCAAAUCCCUUGUAAACCAUGGCGUCACAAGUAGUCCUGAUUUGGUCAGUAAUUUUGCAUUUGAGAACGGCGAUUCUGACACCACCUUGCAGCUAGGGCUGCAAAGCAAUGCUUAUUCUGGGAAGAGGAAAGCUCCAGAAAGAGAAGCCAACUCCAAUGACUCAGGGAGCCAAUUAGGUCUGUAAUUGUUUAUGAGGAUCUCUUUUCUGUAGAAUCAACAGAUGCUAGAGAUGAGGUUGAUACAGUCGAGAGUGUAGCGUAGUACCUUCGUUGAAAGGUCAGUAACUUGUAAAAGAGAGCGUAGAAUUGUUAGGCGACCCCCAAACAUAGAAGUUCCUUUGUUGGGAAGGUUUGGCUGAUGAAGAGGAAAAUGUCCUCGUUAGUUUUUUCUAGUUUGUUUUGUAUUUUCUUUCAGGUCAGAGAAAAGAAACAAAGGAAAAUGUUUAUUUGUUUUCGUAA
Molecule: messenger RNA, 1390 nt
Organism: Malus domestica (apple)
Lineage: Eukaryota; Viridiplantae; Streptophyta; Magnoliopsida; Rosales; Rosaceae
Product: agamous-like MADS-box protein AGL15
Biological process (GO): positive regulation of transcription by RNA polymerase II
Cellular component (GO): nucleus
Molecular function (GO): protein dimerization activity; DNA-binding transcription factor activity, RNA polymerase II-specific; RNA polymerase II cis-regulatory region sequence-specific DNA binding
Source: RefSeq, a predicted model, not a curated record